CUACAGUUAAGGACGUUAAUAAAGAAGAGGCUAAACGAGUCAGUUUAUCGGUUUUUUUAAAGGACAGAUCUAUUUAUCUUACUCGUGAUAGUGAUUCCCGAGAGCAUGGAUAGCAUGAAGAUGCUGGAUAUCCCUCAGCUUAGUAAUGAGAUGCAGCUGAAAAUUAUGCAUAUGGUGAAGAGUGGAGAGCUGAGCAUCGAUGACGCUCUGGACCAGGCCAGAAGAGACAAACUGCAGCUGCUCCAGAGGAACUUCGAUUUAGAGGAAAAACAAGCCUCGCAGUACAACUUCAGUGUGCACAAACUUAAUGCUUACAGAUGGCAAAAAAGGGUACUCCAGAUUGAUUUCAGCACAAAGUUGGUUUGCAGUAUUGAGAAAGGCAUUGUGAAGAGGCAGUUUCCUUUUCAGAACAUUAAAAACUGCCAUGAUGCUGCAGGGACCAGGUUAACAGUGUUGUUCAAGAACCACCAUGACUACGAGCUGGAGGCUAUGUCUCCACAGGACAAGCAAAAAAUCCUGGAACUGAUAAAUCAGAUAAUUUACAGGAAUAUCCAAUCUGAAGAUAUUUAUGCGAAGCUUGAACAGCGGCCAGCGUCCCCAAAAAGGCUUCGUGAGGGCCAGGUGCUUCUGCAGCGAGGAGGGCUAGCAUCGUUCAAAUGGAAGAAGUAUGAAGCACAUCUCUAUACAGGACACCUGACCCUGUUCUCGACAGCGCAUUGUCAGUAUGAAGAUGAGGCUGAUGUGCCUUCCAUGUCCUCCAACCUGCCAAUCAUCAUUCACUUCUCUGACGGCAAUGCCAGCGUAGAGAGCCACUGCACUUGUGACUCUCUGUUUAUGUUACUCACUAACAGCAAUGAGUUCCAUUUCCGGAUUCCAGUAAACGGACAGAUGAAUUCGGAGGUCAUUAGGAACGAAAGGGAUGCCUGGGUUAAAGCUAUUAACAAGUUAUGCAUGGACUGGAAACGCAAAUCUCAGCAUGUAUAUGAAGAACUCAGAGAAUCUGCCAAGACUGAAGGAGCCAUUGAAGAGUGUCAGUCUGAAUAUGAGAGAGAGCCAGAGACUGACAGAGUGCAGGGCAAUAAUGGUUCUAUUGAAGCGCCACCCAGUGUAUUGGCUGUGAAUGUAUCUGCUCCUUUACCAGAGCCAAUGCUCGAACCAGUGUACUUUACUGCUCCAAGGUUAGAGCAAGUCCCUGAGUUAAAGCUACCAUCCACACGACUGAAAACUCCAGAGCCACAACCAGAGCCAGAGACAGUGGCACAGCUUGUAACCGUGACAUCACUGGUGUCUGCCUCAGCCCUGAUUCCGUCUCCUCCUAUGCCACCUCCUAUGCCCAAGAAGAGCAAGCCAAAAACACAGAAAGAGAGAACCAAGGCCUUUCACUGGGACGUUGUUAUACAAGACAAGAUUGCGAAGUCAUUGUGGGCGCGGGGAAGUCCUCGAGAAAUUGAAAUCGACACAUCGCGUCUGUAUGAGCAAUUUGGAGUCAAAGACUCGGGGCACGGUUCUAGCGCAGAGUCCAGUAAUCAUGCUGAAAUCCUGCUCAAUGCAAAAGUCGCCCACAACUUCAAUAUUUUCCUCAAAAGUUUCCCAGUGCAACCUAAAGAGCUCAAGGACAAAUUGUUCAUUGUUGAUGAGGGUGAAGGAGGCCUGUCUGAUGAACACAUUGCUUCUCUCAGGAGGUAUGUGCCAACUCCAGAUGAUAUAGAGAUGUACAAGUCCUAUAAAGGAGAUGUAAGCGAACUGCACAUGGUUGAUCAGUAUAUGUUGGAGUUGUGUAACAUCCCAUACCUGAGCACUCGACUGGACCUUCUGUUAACUCUCAGAGAACUGCCCAUCAGCAUUGAAGACCUGACACCGCUGAUUAACCAGAAGAUUGUCAUGUGUCGUCAGCUGUGGGGCUGUGAAACAUUCACGUACGUGCUUGAGUACCUGCUGACCAUCGGCAAUUACCUCAACCAGCAUGCCGGCAAAGAAAAGGCCAAGGGAUUCCGUCUCUCAUCCUUAACGAAGCUUUCGCAACUACGUGGGAAUGAGAAGAAGUUCACCUUGCUGCAUGCCCUUGUUGAGCAGAUCAUGUUGCAUGAGCCCCGUUUGGCCACGUUUUUCCAGGAGUUGACGGAAUUUGAGACCGUCCCAGGGGCAUCAAUUAAAGGCCUAACAGCUGAGGUGGAUGUUGUGAAGAAUGAGCUACAGAAGGUCAUUCAGUACAGGAAAACAUACAAGUGGAAAAACCAGCACUCCAAAUUCUCGAAAGACUUAAAGACAGCCAUCGAAAAGUAUGAAGCGGAUCUCAGCCAGCUGACGAAGAGGUGCACGGAGAUGAGGAAACUCUACGCUGACAUAUUGGUGAAAUUCGGAGAGCCCUUGGAUCAGGAUUCUCAAGAAGUGUUUGGCUGGGUUUGCCAGUUUAUCAACGAAUUCAAAAAGGUCCACGCAGAGUUCACGUGCUGAGACUUGCCACCACCAGAGUGUUUAUUGGUGUGUACGUGCAUAUGUGUGUGUGUGUGUGUGUGUGUGCUUUUGUGUAUGACUAAGAAGCCUGACCUGGCCUCUCAGGCAUAUCAGAGAAGGCGUGUCGAUCCAAAGACCAUUUGAAUGUCAGUCUAAACUGAAGAGCAAGGUUUUCGGUGAGCAGCCUAAUCCAAGGGUUUAAUGAAGGAUUUGCUGGAUCUAUUGCCGAUCCGGUGUUUACUUUGAUUAAAAGUCCUGGGCAGAUUUACUGAAAGCUGAAAGCAGCUCUCUCUCACUCCAGUCCAUAACAAAGAGCACUGCUGGAUGCACUGCUAGCUCAGGAGAAACUGCUCGGUUGGAAGCCGAUAUAGAUCGGCUGUUACUUUUUUGGAGAGCUCUUUCAAUGGAAGUUACUGGGCUGGAGAUGACAAACGGGGGCUGCCAAGCUACCAGCGGCCACACAGCUGCCCAAGAAGGAGGGAGGGCAGAGCAAUGGCCAAAGCCAGCUGAACCCCAUACACACAUAUCUCUAGACGCUUCAACAUGAAGACUUCGCUGGACUGCUUUUGUUCCUCCUCUUCAUUUAAAUUAGCUUUGCAGAUAAGCCAUGCUUUAGAUUGAUUUUGCUCUGUGACUUGAGGGAGCAUGGGGCUCUAUGUGUCUUACAUUUUAAGCAGACAUCAAGCAGCAGACAGAUGUGUCCUUGAUUUUAAAAAGCUAAAUAUUUUGAAAUAAUGGAAGUCUAGGCAGCUCAUUGCUCACAUGUGCCACAAAGCAGUAUUUCAACAAAAUCGAUUGCCAUUGAAAACCCAAGUGUUGCAGCAUACAUGAGAACAGGUCAGAGAUAAUAAAAAAGAUGUGUUUGGUAAUUCAAAGUGAGAAAGGAAACCCAGAAAAGUUUGAUUUUAGGCAAUGUGCACAGUACUGUGAAACAAUAAAACUGAACCGAUUAAAUUGAUAUAAUGUUUUUAUUGCAUAUGUCUCUGGGAUGUCUGCAGGCCCUGGAGGAGUUUUAUAAUACUCAAAUCAUCAUCUCUGUCUGGCAGACGAAAAAUCCCUUCUCUCUACACUCUAGAUGUGCAAUCUUUAAUGUCACAAGAACAAUAACAUAGAAAGUGGACCUUGGAAUGAUCCAAUAAGCAUUGGUAUUGUAGCCAAUUAAACUAUGGUGCAUCUGAAGCCAGAAUGUGAGGACAGUGGAUGACCUAUGGAUACAAGGUUAGCAGAGUUUUUGUCCAUAGAUGCCACAAGACAAACUCUUCUAUCAUUCAUGCGCAUUGGGAUAAUUUAUUAGCAAAUGCGUUUAAACGCAUUAUUGGAUAAAACACAAACUUAACCGACAACAUAUCUAGCCUUCAAUAUAUAUAUAUGAUUUUUACAUUAAUAGCGCCAGUUUGUGUUAUGUUCACACCUUUUUUUGAGUCUAUUAUGGGUUGCAUUGAAAUUUCCAGACUAACAAAGUACAUUUGUCUGCUUUCUGGUCGACUAGUUGAUGCAUGCAUUCACUAGUCGUGUUGUCGGGGGCGGUGGAAAAAAAAAGACGGUGAGACAGACAGUAAGGAAAUGAAAGCAGACAGCAAAGAAAAGCAACUAAAUAUACUUUACUAGUCUGAAACUAUUUCAGAAUAGAUGAAGCCAAUUCUACAGUCAGCUGCACAUUGUGUAAGACUAUAUUUCUUUCUUUCAUUUUAAUGUAACAUUAUCACUUUUAUAUUAUUUUGGAUGAAGUGUAAAUUCCUCUUGAAGGAAUUCCUCCUGCAGUUAUAUUUGCUGUCCUGUAAAGUCAAAUAAAUUGUUAAUGAAAUCCUUGCACUGUGGCAUAAUGAAUUCUGUAAAAGAGUGCAUUCGCUGCUACACGUUGCAUGACACUAUCCAAUCACACUCUGCUUGCUUUGAGCCUGGAAGCCAAGCCAGACUCAUUUGCAGAUUAUACAAAGGCAAGUCUGGGACAAAUAAUUCUACCCAAGAAAUGCUGUUUAUUGAUCUAUAUAGAGGACUCUGUUUGAUGGACAUGAGCUUUCAUGCUGUGUGUUCUCAGUUCCACAAAAACAAAUUCAUCUGAUCCAGCAGAUCAUCAUUUUAUUAGGAACUGGUAUGCUGUUUGUCCACAUUCUGAAGCAUUUACCCUAAACAGAUGCCAAUCAGGAUACUCUGCAUUUCUUUGGACUGGGAGGAAACCCUUGAAGUACAGGGAGAACCUGCAGACUCUGUACAUACUGUUCGGAGAUUGUCACACUGAACCGAGGCUGAGGCAAAACCGCUAUCUGCGGUUAUCCCAAGUGUUUUUGUAAAUGUAUGGUUGUUAAU
Molecule: messenger RNA, 4761 nt
Organism: Hemibagrus wyckioides
Lineage: Eukaryota; Metazoa; Chordata; Actinopteri; Siluriformes; Bagridae
Exons: 17
Coding region: 106-2454 (782 amino acids)
Source: RefSeq, a predicted model, not a curated record